Molecule: messenger RNA, 2535 nt
Organism: Auxenochlorella protothecoides
Lineage: Eukaryota; Viridiplantae; Chlorophyta; Trebouxiophyceae; Chlorellales; Chlorellaceae
Product: Ubiquitin carboxyl-terminal hydrolase 9
Exons: 13
Coding region: 1-2535 (844 amino acids)
Biological process (GO): protein deubiquitination
Molecular function (GO): cysteine-type deubiquitinase activity
Source: RefSeq, a predicted model, not a curated record
AUGCACACGGAGGAGGAAUCCGAGAUGGAGGGAGAGCCGAUCGUCGACCAGGGCGGAGGGACAACCCUGCCCGAGCCGGGGAAGCAGGCCGAGGCCAUCAAAACCACGGAGGCCAAGUGUCGGGAGGCCUCGGUGAAGCCUGGAUUGAAGACAUUCCUCGUGGGAAACAGGUGGUUCACAGCCUGGUGUCAGCACACAGGCUUCACGUACAACGAGGCGAGGCAGCGUGUCUCCAUCAUCCGCCCGAGCAGCCCGGGCCCAAACCCGGGCCCCAUCGACAACAGCGACCUGCUGGCAGAGUGCCAGCAUCCUGCUCAGUCCACCCUGGACGAGGAGGAGGCUGCAGGGGUCACCACACUCCGCUCCGGGCUGGUGGAGAAGAAGCACUUUUGGGCGUUGUGCGAGCCGACCUGGGAGCUCCUGAAAGGCUGGUACGGUGUCGCUGGACCCGAGAUUGUGCGAGAAUACAUGCAAGUGGGCCUGAAUAGGUCGCGGGUCGAGAUGGACCCGGGGCAGCUGCACGUCAAGGUUGUGCGGGAGGCUAAUGAGAGCGCUGGGCUGGAGAGGAAGAGCGCAGUCAUUGCUAUCUCUGAGCUGGGUUCAGCCCGACGCAGAGGCCUGACCGGGCUGGGCAACCUGGGCAACACCUGUUUCAUGAACUCCAGCGUCCAGUGCCUGGCGCACACAGUGCCCGUGCUCGAAGUCUUCCUGUCAGGCGUGUACAAGAAGGACUGCAACGCCGACAACCCCCUGGGCCUGGGCGGCAAGCUGGCACUUGCCUUCGGGGGCCUGGUGGGCAAGCUUUGGCUCCCCGGCGCCUCCCACGUCAACCCCAAGCACUUCAAGUGGCAGCUGUCCAAGUUUGCGCCCCAGUUCCAGGGGUAUGCGCAGCAGGACUCGCAGGAGCUCCUCGCGUUCCUGCUGGACGGCCUGCACGAGGAUCUGAACCGCAUCCGCGUCAAGCCCUACGUCGAGGAGGGCGACGCCGACGGCCGCCCCGACGCCGAGCUGGCGGCAGAGGCCUGGCGCGCCUACCGUGCGCGCAACGACUCGGUCAUCGUGGACCACUUCCAGGGCAUGUACAAAUCCACGCUUGUGUGCCCGCAGUGCGGCCACCAGUCCGUGAAGUUCGACCCCUUUAUGUACCUCUCGCUGCCCCUGCCGGGGCCCAGGACGCAGGACUUCAGGGUCACAGUCCUGAGCAUGGACGGUGGGGCAGAGCCCAGGCAGUAUUCGGUCACUUUACCCAAGACAGGCAGUGUCGGGAUAACCUACUCCACAGUCCUGCCGCCCGCUGUGCUCUUCCUGUCCACUGAGGAUCUUGAGGGCCUGAAGCUGGCACGGAUAGAAAGCAGUACGAUAGGACCUGAGGGCUCGGACAAUGUGCUGAGCGCCGCCCUCCUUCGGUCACUCAGGCAUGGCAUAGACGAGUUGCUAGAUGCGGUGGAGGAUGCCGAGUUAGUGGCAGAGCCCAUCCAGGACGGUGACAUGGAAAUGCAAGUCGACGGUGGGGAUGCUGCCGAUGCUGGACCGCAGGUGGUGCCCAUCAUCAAGGCAGAGGACGAGGGCGCACCCUUUGACAUGUUUGCCGCGCAAGCCCGGGAGCCUGAGGUCAGCAUGGCAGGAGAAAGCCUGGAUGGAUGCGCAUCACAAAUUUUCACACUCAAGCUUGCCAAUGCAGAGGGCAGAGUGCGAUACAGCCUCAUUGGGGAUGAUGCCGUGCCGCCUGCUCUCCCCACCAAGGAUCCGCUCUGUUUUUUAGCUGAAUGGAGUAGCUCUGCUGCUCGCCAGUAUGGCAAGGGCCGAUGGGAUACCCCUGCAAAGCACAGAUCGGUGCUGGAGGCCGAGCAAGCUGCACACAAGCCCGCCCCGCCGCUCCGGCUCCAGUCCUGUGUCGAGGCCUUCCUCCAGAUGGAGCAAUUGGAUGCAGAGGACAGCUGGUACUGCUCAAAGUGCAAGCAGCAUGUUCAGGCAAACAAGAAGCUGGACCUGUGGUCACUGCCCGAGGUCCUCGUGGUUCACCUCAAACGCUUCUCCUACUCCCGUGCAUCACGGGACAAGCUGGACACCAAGGUCGAGUUUCCCUUGACCGACCUCGACCUUGGCCGGCACAUCCUAGGCCCGGCGUCAGACGGAUCCACCCCAGAGUCAAACAAGUACGAUCUGUACGCCGUGAGUAACCAUUACGGCGGGCUGGGAGGGGGGCACUACACGGCGUACUGCAAGAUGCCCGACGACAAUCUGUGGUACCUGUUUGAUGACGGGUCGGUGAGGUGUGUGCCUGCCACGGAGGUCCAGUCCCCCGCCGCCUACGUCCUGUUCUACCGGCGCCAGGGCAGCAAGGUCGCCCUGCAGGAGAUCCUGGAGGAUGGGGCGGGGAUACCCAUCGCCAGUGACAUGGCGGAAGUGGCGGGGCCGGAGGAGAAUGGGCACAGGCCCGCCCUGCGUGCCAGCCUCCAGCUGGAAACCAUAGACUCUGACGAUGAGCUCAUGGGGGACCCUCUGCAUGAGGACUUGGACAUCAGUCCCGCCUAG